GCUUUUAGUCUCAUCAAUACCGGAAGUUAAUAAAACGUACACCCGUGGCCAACGAAAAUGUUGUCAGAUUGUCUUCUCAUUGUGUUUAUAUCAAUUUGUACUGCUUUACUCGGCGAAGGACUAACAUGGGUAUUGGUAUACAGGACAGAGAAGUACAAAAAACUAAAAGCAGAAGUAGAAAAACAGAGUAAAAAGUUGGAAAAGAAGAAAGAAAGUGGAGAAUCAUCAGACAGAAAUCAGAAGAAAAAGAUUGAGAGACAAGAAGAGAAGUUGAAGAAUAACAACAGGGAUCUAUCUUUUGUAAAAAUGAAAUCUAUGUUUGCAAUAGGUUUUGCAUUCACAGCUCUUCUAAGCAUGUUUAACUCUAUAUUUGACGGUAGAGUUGUAGCCAAGCUGCCAUUUACUCCAAUUUCAUUACUGCAGGGUAUUUCUCAUCGGAACUUGGGUGGAGAUGAUUACACACAUUGCUCAUUUAUUUUCCUCUAUAUACUCUGUACAAUGUCUAUCAGACAGAAUAUACAGAAAAUUCUUGGUUUAUCCCCCUCUCGUGCAGCAAGCAAGCAAGGAGGAGGUCUGUUCUCUCCACCUACUCAACUGACAAAGUGAUCUAGGAAGAUUUAUGAGACUGUUGAAUAUAAUGACAUGUGAACUUUUCAUAGCUAGUUUAAACAAGACUUUACUGUUGAAGAUCCACCUGACUUAUUGCUAAUUUAUCAACAUGUAAAUGGCCUUAUGAGUUUGGGCAGUUUUAACUGAUGUACAUAAAUCCAUUUUAUUAUUUUUCAUAUUCAGUGCAUAUUUGAAAUGUAAAUAUAUGACAGUUAGAAAUAGCCAUUCAGGAUUAUUUGAAAACUAAUCAUUAUGAAAAUAAACAAGACACCUUUCCAACAAGUCAUUCAUAUUGAACCCAUGGUCAGCAAACAGAAACUGUACAUAAUAUAUGAUGAAAUAAAUUUUAAUGUGUAUUUGUCUGUA
Messenger RNA from Mytilus trossulus (common blue mussel), 975 nucleotides. Its product is annotated as calcium load-activated calcium channel-like. Bases 58 to 606 code for a protein of 182 amino acids. Gene Ontology annotation, cellular component: cytoplasm; endoplasmic reticulum membrane; endoplasmic reticulum. Lineage: Eukaryota; Metazoa; Mollusca; Bivalvia; Mytilida; Mytilidae. The record is from RefSeq and is a predicted model, not a curated record. Gene Ontology annotation, molecular function: calcium channel activity. Gene Ontology annotation, biological process: endoplasmic reticulum calcium ion homeostasis. The transcript has 7 exons.